Molecule: messenger RNA, 756 nt
Organism: Trichoderma asperellum CBS 433.97
Lineage: Eukaryota; Fungi; Ascomycota; Sordariomycetes; Hypocreales; Hypocreaceae
Biological process (GO): resolution of meiotic recombination intermediates; double-strand break repair via homologous recombination
Cellular component (GO): nuclear body; RecQ family helicase-topoisomerase III complex
Source: RefSeq, a predicted model, not a curated record
AUGGACCUCGUCCCCCAGCUCCGACGCGCCAUCCUCGCUCAAUCUCUCCCUCCCCCCUCCCAAUCGUUCCUCACGACCCUCACAACCACCCGCUCGCCCCCCCCUCCAAUCCCAUCUCUCCUCGCAACCGCCAAAGCGCGCCUUCUCGCAUCCGACCUGACAAACACCUCCAGCAGCGCCAUCAUCGACCCGUCAGCACCCGUUUUCCCGACAAACAUCGACGCCGCAGCCGUAAAAGAGGCGAAGCUCGCGCAGAAUAUCCACACUCAAGUCAUCGACAUUGAAAACCUGAGUCUCAGUCGCUGGGAGCAGGUCGAAGAGCUCGAGGCCAUUGAGCGCGGGGAGCGUACGCGCGGGAGACAAGUCAUCAGGGUGGUUGCCCCCGAAGACGGCGAGACAGAUGCGGAUGGAUCUUCUGCGGCCCAGAAUCAGGCGUCGUCUCGGCCAGCAGCUGCUCCCUCUGCUCCGGCUACUACUGGGGGAGCAAACGCCGUGCAUCGACUGGUGCUGCAGGAUAGACAGGGCAAACGAGUCUUUGCCGUGGAAUUGAAACGUAUAAACGGCAUUGGAAUUGGAAAGACACAUAUUGGGGAGAAGAUCUUGCUCAAGACUGGGGCUUUCGUGGCGAGGGGGACGGUGCUUCUAACGCCGGAGACUUGCACGCUGUUGGGAGGCAAGGUUGACGCCUGGCACGAGACGUGGAUGGAGGGCAGGCUGGCGAGGCUGAAGGAGAGCGUGGGAGCUGACCGGCCAUGA